AACAAUGAGUUGUUGGAUGCUGUCAUUUUCUGUCCACUAAGCAAUCCUCACUUUAUGGUAAAGCAAAGGUUCUUAAAGUAGAAAUUGACAACCAAACUAUGAAUUCCUAUAAAUAUUGGAGUUGAAUGAUUGAUGAAGCAAGUUGUGAAGCUAAGUUUAGCCAUCAGUGAGUAGAAAAUUUCAGACAUAACAUUCAAUGUUUUCUUGAUACCAUCAUCUAAACUUUGAUACUAGUACUACAAGAGAUAGUUAGAUACUUAGAUUCCAAGAAAAUGUUGAAAGAAGUUUCAGUGCUGUUACUUCUUUUGGUAUUCAUUAUUGCUGCUAUGGCUUCUGAUCCAGAUCCAGUGAUGGACUUCUGCAUAGCCAAAUCACCAGAAAACGUCUUCGAAUGCAAGAACUCGUCCGCGGCAACCAUAGAAGAUUUCACCUUCUCUGGGAUAAAGUUUCCAGGGAACUUCAAAAAAACUGGUUUUUCUUCUGUGGCUGUGAAUUCAAAUGUGUUUCCGGGUUUGAACACACUGGGGGUAUCAUUUGUGAGAGCAGAUUUUGAUGUUGGUGGUAUCAAUGUUCCUCACUACCAUCCAAGAGCAACAGAGGUUGCUUUUGUGCUGGAGGGGAAGAUUUAUUCAGGAUUUGUUGACACGAAGAACAAGGUUUUUGCCAAAGUUCUGGAGAAAGGGGAGGUAAUGGUUUUUCCAAGAGGAAUGCUGCAUUUUCAGUUGAAUGUUGGAGAUGGCCCUGCUACUAUUUUGGGAAGCUUUGAUAGCCAGAAUCCUGGUUUGAUGAGAAUUCCAAAUGCAGUUUUUGGUUCUGAUAUAAAGGUGGAGCUUUUGGAGAAGGCUUUUGGAUUGAAUUCUAAGGAGCUUGCUAAGUUGAAGAAGAAGUUUUCUUCUUAGAUAUGUUCUUUCUGUUAAUAAAUAAAUUUUUUUGAGGCCUGAUAAAUUGAAUGAUCAAGGUGUAAUCACAUCAUUCACAGUGGAAUUUUUUAUGUAUUGCAGAACAUUACUGACCAUUAGCUGAAAUUUUUAAUUUCCCAUCAGUGAGAAGUUAUUUGAUUAAUUUGUACUUUAUUAAUUUUGAUAAUUGAUCCCAAUAUUUGAAGGGCCUACUUCAUCUUUAAGA
Arachis stenosperma is the source of this 1125-nucleotide messenger RNA. Its product is annotated as germin-like protein subfamily 3 member 2. The transcript has a single exon. The coding region runs from base 273 to 899 and encodes 208 amino acids. Gene Ontology annotation, cellular component: cell wall. NCBI's taxonomy places the organism in Eukaryota, Viridiplantae, Streptophyta, Magnoliopsida, Fabales, Fabaceae. The record is from RefSeq and is a predicted model, not a curated record. Gene Ontology annotation, molecular function: manganese ion binding.